Messenger RNA from Sinocyclocheilus anshuiensis, 503 nucleotides. RefSeq names its product eukaryotic translation initiation factor 3 subunit K-like. Gene Ontology annotation, cellular component: eukaryotic translation initiation factor 3 complex; cytoplasm. The transcript is spliced from 3 exons. Gene Ontology annotation, biological process: regulation of translational initiation. The record is from RefSeq and is a predicted model, not a curated record. Lineage: Eukaryota; Metazoa; Chordata; Actinopteri; Cypriniformes; Cyprinidae. The coding region runs from base 151 to 480 and encodes 109 amino acids. Gene Ontology annotation, molecular function: translation initiation factor activity; ribosome binding.
CCACUCGCGCGGCGGCGCUGUCGGAGGCUGCGAGCCCGAUGACGUCACGGCCCCUGCCGCUCACUCGCUCGUGAGGACCCGAGUGUCUGGAAAUAAACCGAAAAUAUAAACACUUACGAUUAAAAACAUACUAAACUAGCUGCCGGAGGCAUGGCGACGACGUUUGAGCAGAUGAGAGCGAACGUCGGCAAACUUCUGCGCGGCAUCGACAGGUAUAACCCGGAGAAUCUGUCCACGCUGGAGCGGUACGUGGACACUCAGGCCAGAGAAAACACCUACGACCUGGAGGCCAACCUGGGCGUGCUCAAACUGUACCAGUUCAACCCGGCGUACUUCCAGACCACCGUCACGGCUCAGAUCCUGCUCAAAGCGCUCACCAACCUGCCGCACACAGACUUCACUCUCUGCAAGUGUAUGAUCGACCAGACCCACGUAUCCUUUACAGUGCGCUUCCUGACUGUCCUCAACACACUGGAGUGAAGAUGUUCGGCAUCAUUACUCCU